Molecule: messenger RNA, 498 nt
Organism: Besnoitia besnoiti
Lineage: Eukaryota; Apicomplexa; Conoidasida; Eucoccidiorida; Sarcocystidae
Product: putative cyclophilin
Exons: 4
Coding region: 1-498 (165 amino acids)
Biological process (GO): protein peptidyl-prolyl isomerization
Cellular component (GO): catalytic step 2 spliceosome
Molecular function (GO): peptidyl-prolyl cis-trans isomerase activity
Source: RefSeq, a predicted model, not a curated record
AUGUCCAUCACCAUCAAAACGAACCUGGGUGACCUGAAGGCGGAGCUGUACUGCCAGCAGGCUCCCAAGACGUGCAAGAAUUUUCUCGCGCUCUGCGCCUCUGAGUAUUACAAUGGCACGCGAUUCCAUAGAAACAUCAAAGGCUUCGCCAUCCAAGGCGGCGAUCCGACGGGGACCGGCAAGGGAGGGGAGAGCAUUUAUGGAGGCUUGUUCGAGGACGAGUUUGUGUCGACUUUGAAGCACGAUCGGCGCGGCAUUCUCUCGAUGGCGAAUCAAGGCAAGCCGAACACGAACGGAUCCCAGUUCUUCAUCACUUACUCGCGUCAGCCUCACUUGAAUGGCGUCUACACUGUUUUUGGCCGGCUCAUCGACGGUCUCGACACUCUCGAAAAAAUGGAAAAAGAGCCCGUCGGCCGGAAGAAUCGUCCCGAAAAUGAUAUCGUUGUGGAGCAAGUCAUUAUUCACGCCAACCCAAUCGCUGAAUCGGAGCAGCUGUGA